AUCUUCCCUUCCCCAACCUAUGUGUUUCUCUGCUACUUCCACAGCUAAACUCUCUUUACAGCUCUCUCUCUCUCUCUCUCUCUCUCUCUCUCUCUCUCUCUCUCUCUCUCUCUCUCUCUCUCUUUUCACAUACACCAUAUAUAGUAAUACUAUAUGUAUAUAUAUAUUGUACGUGCGCGUUGGAGGAAGCCGAUUCGAAGUGCCUUCUAAUCUUGCCAAAGCCCAAAGGUGGGGCAAUCUAGACUGACACGUGUAGGCAUCUUUUGCAUUUUUCAAUGGAGGCCCAAAGGAACCCCAUGUGCUGGCUUAGGUGGCAAGGGCGGACCCAGAUAUGGUGCGCGGAUGGACAAGAAAGUAGGAGUGUACACCUACGUCGCACAGUGGCCAAUAUACUCGCUCGCAUGGUCGAUGCGGCUGGACAAGGGGAGCCGCCUCGCCGUCGGGAGCUCUCUCGAAGACUACACCAACAAGGUGGAGCUCCUCCACUUCAAUCCCGAUUCCGGCGACUUCUCCACCGACAGCCGCCUCGUCCUCCACCACCCCUACGCCCCCUCCCACCUCAUGUUCUUCCCCUCUGACGACACCUCCCACCCCGACCUCCUCGCCACCUCCGGCGACUUCCUCCGCCUCUGGCACCUCCAUCCCGACCGCGUCGACCUCAAGUCUCUCCUCAACUCCAACAAGGCCAGUGAGUUCAAUUCCCCCAUCACCUCCUUCGACUGGGCCCCCUUCGAUCUCCGCCGCGUCGCCGCCUCCAGCGUCGACACCACCUGCACCGUCUGGGAUGUCGAGACGGAGGCCGUCGACACUCAGCUGGUUGCGCACGAUAAGGAGGUGUACGAUAUCUCCUGGGGUGGCGUCGGUGUCUUCGCGUCUGUCUCCGGCGACGGGUCCGUGAGGGUUUUCGACCUGAGGGACAAAGAGAGGUCCACAAUUAUUUACGAGAAUGUCCCUCCGGAGACUCCGCUUUUGAGGUUGGAGUGGAACAAGUCUGAUCCGAGGUUCAUUGCCGCAGUCGGAAUGGACAGUGAGAAGGUGGUGGUUUUGGACAUUCGGUUUCCGACGACGCCGUUGAUGGAGCUGAGGAGGCACAGGGGGAGCGUGAACGCCGUAUCGUGGGCCCCGCAGUUCGGCCGGCAGCUGUGCUCCGUCGGGGACGACUACAGGGCUCUGAUUUGGGAAGUGGUGGGAGCAGGGUUGCGGGCGGAAGCCGGCGACGGGGAGGUGGAGCCGGUGAUGUGGUACGGAGCGGCGUCGGAGAUCAAUCAAGUGCGGUGGUCGCCGGUGGAGUUGGAUUUGAUUGCCAUCGCAUUUUCAAAUAAGCUGCAGCUAUUGAGGGUUUGAUUAGUGAAUAGGGAAAAAGCUCAAGCCAUCACGGCUCACUUAGUUUCGUUCAACCAGCUCCAGUCAAAUGGGCCGUGAUGUCGUAUUAUUUAGUAUUAGUAGAAUUAAAUUUGACAAUUGACCUGUAUAUAUUGGGAGAGAGAAGCUAUGUCUGGUGGCAAUGUAUAUAGUACAUGGGAGCAAAAGGCAUUAUCCGUCCUUAAAAUCGAAUAAAAAAAUUAAAAUAUUUCUUGAA
Messenger RNA from Malania oleifera, 1579 nucleotides. Its product is annotated as WD repeat-containing protein LWD1-like. Gene Ontology annotation, molecular function: protein binding. Bases 343 to 1344 code for a protein of 333 amino acids. The transcript is spliced from 3 exons. The record is from RefSeq and is a predicted model, not a curated record. Gene Ontology annotation, cellular component: nucleus. Lineage: Eukaryota; Viridiplantae; Streptophyta; Magnoliopsida; Santalales; Ximeniaceae.